UCUAUGGAGGUUAAACGUCAUUCGUCGGUUUAUGAAAGCCAACUCAUCGCAAUAACAAAUGUCUUUAUCUACAAGUUUCUCAAGUAAUUAUUGAACAUUUUCGAAUGAGUUAAUGUAUUUGUGGUUAUAUUAAGUAGUUUACUACAUUUUAACAUGGAAUUAAAGUUAUUAACUGUAGGACUUUUAAAUUUAUUAUCAUUCGUUAACUGUAUCAUGUGGACACAAGAGCCAAAUUCGCAAAAAUGUUUAAAAGAGGAACUUCAUCAAAAUGUUUUGGUCCUUGGCGAGUUUGAGGUUUCUGAAGCACCUGGUCAGAAGGUUGACUAUGUGGUUAAAGACUCUAGGGGCCACGUACUAGCGCAAAGGACAGAUAUUGCCAAGGGGAAGUUUUCGUUUGUAACUGAAAAUUAUGAUAGUUUUGAGAUUUGUUUUAUCUCACGAAUCCCUUCCCAUCAACGGGGUAUUUCUCAAGAAGUUACAUUAAAUAUCAAACAUGGGGUUGAAGCGAAAAGCUACGAAGGGAUAGGAGAAGCAGCAAAAUUAAAACCAAUUGAAGUAGAGUUAAAAAGAUUAGAAGAUUUAUCAGAUGCUAUUGUACAAGAUUUUUCAUAUAUGAGGAAAAGAGAAGAGGAAAUGCGAGAUACCAAUGAAUCCACCAACAGCAGAGUUUUAUACUUCUCCAUUUUUUCAAUGUUUUGUCUUUUGGGGCUUGCAACAUGGCAAGUACUUUAUCUGAGGAGGUACUUCAAAGCAAAGAAACUUAUUGAAUAGUCUUAGCUGUUUUUUGUAUUUAUUUAUAAAAUAAAUUUAUUUCUUAAA
This is a messenger RNA of Agrilus planipennis (emerald ash borer), 819 nucleotides long. It is a transcript of the gene bai, whose product is annotated as transmembrane emp24 domain-containing protein bai. The record is from RefSeq and is a predicted model, not a curated record. Bases 154 to 771 code for a protein of 205 amino acids. Gene Ontology annotation, cellular component: Golgi apparatus; endoplasmic reticulum-Golgi intermediate compartment; endoplasmic reticulum. The transcript is spliced from 5 exons. Lineage: Eukaryota; Metazoa; Arthropoda; Insecta; Coleoptera; Buprestidae. Gene Ontology annotation, biological process: intracellular protein transport; Golgi organization; endoplasmic reticulum to Golgi vesicle-mediated transport.